AUGCGUUGAUCGGGCAUUGAAAGGGUUUCACUUGGCUCCCGCUAGAAAUCUUACCAUGGAGGAAAAGACUGAUAAAGAGAAUCCCAUUGACACUGUACUUGUCGAGUCCUUGUCGCUAAGUAAAGCACCCGUCCCCAGGCAGAGAUUGUCCUGGUACUAUGCUCCCUCUUUCCUGCUCUUUUGGUUGGCGCUCUUCUACGCCAUCGUUAUCCCGCUUUACUACAAACUUCCGGAUAGAUUAACAGUAUCCGAUGAGGUCUUUUAUCCUGGAGAAUUUGUGGCGGAACGUGCCCAAAGACAGCUAUACACAUACGACCGGAUUGGACCCAAAGUAACUGGCAGUUAUGCCAAUGAGGUGACCACGGUUGAGUUCCUCUUGAAUGAAACGGAAAAGAUUCGUGCCGAGAUGCGUAGUGACCUGUAUGAGCUUGAGGUGGAUGUCCAGUCACCAACUGGUGGAUAUGUUUUUAUCGAUAUGGUAAAUAUGUACCAGGGAAUUCACAAUGUGAUCGUCAAAUUGAGUUCAAAGAGUUCCACAAGUGAAUCCUACCUGCUGCUUAACAGUCACUUCGACUCUAAGCCAGGAAGUCCAGGUUCUGGUGAUGAUGGCACUAUGGUUGUGGUCAUGCUGGAGGUUCUUCGCCAAAUGGCAAUAUCGUCGAUACCAUUCGAACAUCCUAUUGUGUUUUUGUUCAAUGGAGCCGAGGAGAAUCCCCUACAGGGUUCUCAUGGCUUUAUUACGCAACACGAAUGGGCAACCCACUGCAAGGCCUUUAUCAAUCUUGAAGUGGGCGGAAGCGGGGGACGUGACUUAUUGUUCCAGAGCGGUCCCAAUCGUCCUUGGCUCAUGAAGUAUUAUAGGCUACACGCGAAGCACCCCUUCGCGACCACAAUGGCCGAGGAGAUCUUUCAAAGUGGAAUUUUACCCUCUGACUCAGACUUUCGAAUUUUCCGGGAUUUUGGGAAUAUAGCUGGUCUGGACAUUGCUCAGGUUGACAACGGAUAUGUGUACCAUACAGCUUUUGACACCUUUGAGGCGGUCCCUGGUCGAUCCAUACAGAAUUCUGGAAAUAAUGUCCUUGCUCUAGUGCGUGCUUAUAGUAAUGCCAGUGAACUGAAUGAGACAGGGAGUGACGAUGAUGGCCAUGCAGUUUUCUUCGACUUCCUCGGACUUUUCUUUGUGUACUACACGGAGACCACUGGCAUUGUUCUUAACUGCCUGAUUGGUGUUAUCAGUUUAGUCUUGGUUGGUGUUUCCCUCUGGAGAAUGUCGAGGCAGUCGGAGAAGGUAUCCCUUCCACAGAUUUCGAUUUCGUUCCUCAUUAUUUUGGGACUGCAUGUAGUGGGAUUCCUUCUGUGCAUUUGCCUGCCUCUACUGAUGGCUGUCAUGUUCGAUGCUGGAAAUCGGUCGUUGACCUAUUUUACUAGCAACUGGCUGGUUUUUGGGCUUUACGUAUUUCCCGCCGUUAUUGGUCUAGUACUACCAUUAACUCUGUACUACACCCUGAAACCAAAUGAGAAACUGAGCCACGCUUACCAUCUCCAGCUGAGUUUGCACGCUCAUUUGGUUGUCCAGGCUCUGCUGGCCCUCAUUUUGACCGCCAUGGGUCUCCGUUCCCAGUACCUGUGCCUCAUUUCAAUGAUCUUCUAUGGAGGUGCACUUCUGAUAAACCUACUGAGCACGCUGCACGAUCGUGGCUACUAUUGGGCUCUGAUUGUGAUGUGCCUUCAGGUGUUGCCGUUUUCCUACUUCUGCUACGUAUUCUACAUGUUCCUGGUGAUAUUCAUUCCGGUUCUGGGAAGGAAUGGUUAUAAUAGCAAUCCGGAUCUUAUCGUAGGACUACUUUGUGGUGUUUGUGUCUUCUUUGCUUUGGGCUAUGCGGCACAACUUAUCAACAUGUUCCGCUGGCCAAAGCUCAUUCUUCUUGGCUUGGGAGUAGUUACCUUUAUCUUCUGCAUGAUUGCUGUCUCAGAAGUGGGCUUUCCCUAUCGUCCUAAGACAAAUGUGAUGCGAGCCAAUUGCUUGCAUACUCGUCGCUUUUUCUACGAGUUCGAUGGCUCAGUGAGUCGUAGUGAUUCGGGUUACUACUUCAACUAUCAGGAUAGGCGGGCAUUUGACCCACUCCAGGAUUCGGCACUCAAUCUGACCGGAUUGGAGCCAGUGGCUAAUAGCUGUGAUGACUAUGUAAUGUGCGGCAUUCCUUGCUUCUAUUACAGCUGGUGCAAGUGGCGCCAGUGGGACGGAUGGCUGCCACGCGAAUCGGAGGUGAUCAUACCCGGAGAACUUAGUCUCGACUUUCUGGGAAAGACAGUAUUGGAGUCGGGAACCAUUGCUCGAUAUCAGUACGAGUUAUCUGGACCACCACACAUGAAUGUGUUCAUUCAGCCAGUGGGUUCGGCAAAGGUUGAAGAUUGGUCGUUUGUGAGGACAAUGCUCGACGAACCGGAAGAAUUCCAGCCACCAUAUCAGAUCUUCCAUUCUUAUGGAACGGAUAAUAGCUCUUUGAAGUUCUUCAUAGAUAUGGAGAGGCUAGAUGGCAAUUUUGAUACUCCCACUUUGGAACUCGCAGCUGUAGGACACUGGGUCAGCUACGAUUUCGAAAGGGAUGCAGAGGCAAAGGAUUUUGUGGCCGCAUUUCCCGACUUUGUCCACGUCAUGGAAUGGCCUUCUAUAUUUAAGCGAUAUAUUUUUUAAGUGUUUUAUAGCUAUAGGUAUACCAUUAAAAAUUAUACAAUAAA
Messenger RNA from Drosophila eugracilis, 2739 nucleotides. RefSeq names its product endoplasmic reticulum metallopeptidase 1. Bases 56 to 2695 code for a protein of 879 amino acids. The record is from RefSeq and is a predicted model, not a curated record. Lineage: Eukaryota; Metazoa; Arthropoda; Insecta; Diptera; Drosophilidae. Gene Ontology annotation, biological process: proteolysis. Gene Ontology annotation, molecular function: metalloexopeptidase activity. The transcript is spliced from 11 exons.